UCAAGCGAAGUUAUUUUUUGCCGGUGAAAGUCAAGCUUCAGUGAAUAGUUCCACGCGAUCAGUGAUAUUUCCAAGCUCAGAUAUAUUUUGCCAGGAGGUACCAGACUCAGCAUGGAUCGCGAUAACAACGAGUCCUACGGCCACGGCACGAGAGAUCCGUACUUUCGGAAGAAUUUCAGUAACCAUCAAUGGAGGCGAGAAGGAAACUACGACUUCAGGCGAGGAUCGAAUGGACGAUGGGGCUCUGACUUCGAGGGCAGAAACUCUUUUUACCGUCGCCAUUAUUGGGGAAGACGCCCGUGGCGCUUUGGUCAACACUUCCAUAACAAACGCCGGGAACAUGAACGCCGAUGGUCGUGGCAAUGCCCAUGGAAAAGGCGUUACACAGGAAGGAUGUACCCAGACGACCUUCGAUGGACGAUAGAUGACCAUAAGGCAGCAGAGUACGACGAUCAUCAGUACCUUCCUGAGGUUGAGUCGCGAGGCCGCGGUGACGUGAAGCCGCGACAUUAUAUAAGAUACCAUGACGAGCCACACGCUUCAUCAAGCAAACACUCUCAACAAUGGUUUGAUGAAACAUCCCGUAAAAAGCAGCCAUCAAAAAUGAAGGAGCGAUGGAGCGAAUGUGCACUAAAACCUAAGCCCAACGAGAAUGUCUACGAAAGUGACGGCAGUUGUCCGCAGUACCAGCGCUACUGGGAUACAAUUGUUAGUGAGAAAAAAGUGCGAUCGGAAGUAAGAGUGGAAAGCCGGGUAGAAUUUUUAUCAGAAAACUCCAGGAACAAAUCAGAAAUUCAUCGCCAAUCGGGGAAACCCAAAACACACAUCAAACAAGAUGAUGGAAAACGCCAGAAAUCAUCUGAGGAAUGUAGACCUUCUCACAGCCUGCGUAAGCGGUCGGUGGAUCGCUCCCGAGAAACUUCUAACAGACGCAGGCACAGCCGCAGCAGCAGCAGUAGUAGUUUCACUUCCAUUUCUACACCUAGUGACUCGUGCGCUUUUUCACCAGUUUCUUCUUGUUCCACUGAUGAACUAAUAACAUGGAAUAUCACGCCGUCAACUAAUAAAAUGGAACCUCACGCAUCAUCGCAAUUUUCAUCCUCUUGGAACCAGCAGGUUUGGGGACAAGGAGCUGAGGAUUUUCAAGAAGAGAAAUUAUCAAAUAUUCCCGUAUUAGUGUCUAGCAGCCAAGACUCGAGCAUCUUCAGUGCGAACGAAUCAAACUUAUUCAACUCGUCGAUUAACACGAGCGACCCGAACCAUGCCUCGACGACCAACACCUCCCAAGACAGCGGAGUGGCGUCAGUGGAGCUGGACUCGUCCGUUGAGAGGGCGGAUGCCCGGACAUUGGCUCUGGAACAGCUGUCGCGUCUCACGCGCUGGGUGCUCGGCAGCUGCAUCAAACGGUACAUGCCUUCAGUGCGUCCCCCGCUACUCACUGCCAUGCAGCUUGGAACGGCGCGCGACACUGACGUGAGUAAGUGGACGGAAAAUGGAAUUCAACACGUUCUGAUGGUCGACAGCGAUUGGCUCAAAAUGACCUCUGCUAUGCAAGCGUACAAAAAAGCACAAGCGGGCGGCGAGAAAUACUCCGUCGACUGGAUCUGCAGGAAUUUCACGCGCGAAGUUUGGCCACACACCGCAGUGGACGUGGCGUGCAGCCACCUCGCUGUUCACACCGCCCUCGAAUCGUCCACCAAAACUGAAUUAUUCGCACACAAUACUGCCUGCUCGCUGAAAGAAGGAUCAUGCCUCGUGGCAACAGUUAUUAGUUCUGCACAAAUUUUGCGUCUCCUUAGGAAAGAAGAUUCUGGAAGAAAAUAUGACGGGCGGAAUUUUAAGUUGAGACUUCACGGCCACUCAUCUCGCAGGUCAUUGCCAGAUUUUGGAGUCCGUUUCACUCUGCAAAUCGGAAAAGAACAGUUCGAAGGUUACGUGGUUCAGAUAUCCGUGAUAGAGGAUAUUUUCUCGCGUCACAGUCUUCAACUGAUAAAUCAUCGUUCUUUCUUGCAGUUGUUCGACCAUUCAUGCAAUUUCAGCCCGUGUUUACAACAGCUGAGAACACUUCGCUUAGUGGGAAACAAUACAGCAAGCAGGGAAAAACUAUCGCCAGUUCUUCAAGACAUUGCAGAGCUCUUCGACGUGCUCAUCUUCAGGAAGCUGGCACUAGCAGCUCCGAAAUAGAAAUCCACAGGAGCCCCUAACUUGUGUUCCUUCAUUUCGCAUCUAGAGGAAGCUUCAUUUUUACCUGCUUUGAUUUUAAAAUAUUCGAGUAUCGUUUCUUUUUAGCUAUAAUAAAGAAUAUGGAUGAAUAAUAUUCGCGCUUGGUAAUAAAUUUGUGUGAUAAGAGGUAACUCUCGGCAGGUCUGAGCGAUUACAGAUGUCUCAUAAAUUCGAGGUGUCCUGCUAAACAUAAGUGACUAGGAUAUCUCGCUAUUAUAGCUAUAACUGACAAAACAUUUUUGGUUCUUUAAUGGUUUACUAAGCUAUAAGUUGGUCAGAUAAGUCGGAGAUCAUUCUUAAGAAAACUAA
Hyalella azteca is the source of this 2532-nucleotide messenger RNA. RefSeq lists its product as uncharacterized. The record is from RefSeq and is a predicted model, not a curated record. Lineage: Eukaryota; Metazoa; Arthropoda; Malacostraca; Amphipoda; Hyalellidae. Gene Ontology annotation, biological process: 7-methylguanosine mRNA capping. Gene Ontology annotation, molecular function: mRNA 5'-cap (guanine-N7-)-methyltransferase activity. The transcript has 3 exons. The coding region runs from base 112 to 2184 and encodes 690 amino acids. Gene Ontology annotation, cellular component: nucleus.